Messenger RNA from Parathielavia appendiculata, 502 nucleotides. RefSeq lists its product as uncharacterized. Bases 161 to 409 code for a protein of 82 amino acids. The record is from RefSeq and is a predicted model, not a curated record. Lineage: Eukaryota; Fungi; Ascomycota; Sordariomycetes; Sordariales; Chaetomiaceae. The transcript has 2 exons.
AGCAAUAUCGAUCUUGUAUGUGCGAGCUGACCAGACCUUGGGUGGUGCCCGUCACAGUAUAUUGCUACCCUCUUCUGCAAGAAGGGUCUUGCUUUUGCUCUUGCUCUUGUUCUUGGACCUGUCUUGCAUACGGAUACGAAUUCUUGCUCCUGCAUACGUUAUGGACCCCGGUACCAACCAGCAUCUUACAGAAAGGGUGGCAGCCUUGGAAAAUCAGGUCGCCGUUCUUCAACAACAACUCGUGGGACGUCCCAAAGCCCGUCUCCCAGAUCCUGAAAAGCUCAGCGGAGCAACGAGAUACGAUACUUGGCUUCCGCUGAUCAAGGCCAAGCUCCGGAUCGACGCCGACGCCAUCGGUACUGAUGAGGCACAAUUCUUCUACCUCUACGGACACCCUAAAAAAAAAUAAACGAAGACUGAUAGUUAACUAACUUACAGGAGAGAAAGAGAAGAAUAAAAAAGAAUAAAAUAAAUUGAAUUAAUUAAGGAAAGGAAAAGGGGG